ACAGCCUAUAAUUGCCGAGCUUCUCUCACAGCGACCACCGUAGAUUACAGCCACUUCAGUGUCCCUUGCCAAUUCUUUGAAUAGCUCCGCUUGCGCAGUGGAAAUCUGCACUUUACCAGCUCGGCUGGCCGUUUCUCUUAGCCGUGGCUGCUGUUUUUCGGCGUCCCUCCUGUUUUCCUGACGACACGCCGUAGUUCUCGAUCCUUACGGUUUUUUUCAGAAACAACCAGCGGCACCGGACUAGCUGUUUCUCGCAGCUACUUCUUGGUUCAUUUCCUCUCAUUUCUGAAGUGUGGUCGUAAUCAAAUAAGAGGAGCAAGAUGCCGUACUGCGUGAUUCCUAGCAGCACCAAUAAGACUUCUCGCACCAGUAAAAAUACGAAUAAUGGCGCGAGUGCGAAAACGGCAGGAAGCGGCGAUGACGGACAAGUGAAGCUGUUCUAUGAGACUUAUGGCAGCGGCGAAACGAAAGUGCUCAUGAUUAUGGGCUUCGCUGCCACGCACAACGCCUGGUGGCCUCAGGUCAAGCCCCUUUCAGGCACCGACAUUCCUAACAGCAGACGGAAGGCGGGGAAGCUUUCAACGGGUACAGCCUCUUCAGCUAAUUCUGCUGCAGCACCGGCCGUUGGCUCAGCUGACUGCAGCGCCGCUCUAACCAACUUGGAAUCGUCCGAUGACUGCACCGCCGCUCCUCUCGCCAUGCGCAUGGACGACCGGUCUGGCUGCAACGAGAAUAGUCACUGUACGGUGACGGUGACAAUAGAGGGAGCGGAAGAGCGGAGAGACGUGCAAGUCGUCACUGACGGUGGGAGUGGGCCUGAGCCAGCGUUUUUGCGGCUGGAGGAAGGAGGACAAGAGGGACAAGAGCACGAGGAAACAGAAGGAGGCGAGAAGGGGGAGGAGGCGGAGGAGGAGGAUUUUCCGCUCACAGGCAGGGAGGUUUGCGUUUUCGACAACCGAGGAAUCGGCAACAGCACGUGUCCCAUCGACAAAACUGCUUACACGACGGAAAUCAUGGCGAGGGAUGUUCUGCAUCUGGCGGACCACCUGGGCUGGUCGCAUUUCCACGUGGUGGGGCACUCCAUGGGCGGCAUGAUCGCCAGUAAAGUGGCCGCCACCGCUCCCCACCGAGUGAAAUCCCUGGCGCUCAUCAGCGUCAGUGGCGGCGGCUUUGAUCUUCUACCCAGGAUGGACAGCCGGCUCUUCUCCGUGGGCUUGAAGAUGCUGAAAGCACGCACGCCAGAGAUGAGAGCGCACGUGGACCUGGACACGCACUUCUCGAGGGAAUUCAUGGAGGAAGCCGCUGGCAGCUCGUCCAGGAGAGACCUGCUGCACGUGGAGUACGUGGAGGUUCUGUCAACGCCAGGGGCGAUGCAGCUGCCACACGCAACGAGCGGGCAUUUCAACGCCUGCUGGACGCACAAGCUGACUCGGGGCAACAUUGACAGCAUUUGCAGCGCCCGCAUCCCCACAGCCGUCAUCCACGGAGUUGACGACAUCAUUGCCCAUGUCUCCCUGGGAGAGCGGGUGGCCAAGCGCCUGGGGCAAGUGGCACGCUUCAUCCCGCUGCUGGGGGCGCACAUGGUGGUGCGGGAGCGCACCCACGAGGUGAACGCGUGCCUGGAGGAGCUGUUUGAGGCGGCGGAGAGGCAGGUGCCCGUGGAGCAGUGGGUGCAGAGCAGCAGCGAUGUGAAGCUGCCGGGAUCGGCGCACGUGCAGCAUGAGAAGGCCAAGAAGGAGACCCUCGUCGCGCAAUUCAGGCACGGGCUAUGCUGUGGAGCCUGUUUCUGCCCCUGUACCUCGUGAUGUGCCAGCUGCUCUCCUGGCCAUUCCCAAGCGACAAAGGCUCAUCCAACAGAUUUUCUGAUUACGAGAAUCCCAACAGCAACGAUGUGGAAUCGGGCCUCGAGAAGCCGUUUGGACCGCAAUCUGCAUGGCUGUGCUGGUGCUGCCCCCCUUGGAGUAUCCUCUUUAUGGGAAACAAAGAAUCAAAGGAUGGGGAGUUCAACAAUGGAGGGUUUGAGGGUGGAGAAUGGAGGGGUUUCGCUGCUGCUGCUGCUGCUGCUGCUGCUGCAUUGCCCGGAUCGUCUAGGUCGGCAUCCAAUGCUGCAUCUGCAACCACCAGAUCGCCACUCCUUGCUCCUGCCAUUCCCGAGAGAAAGGUCGACAUCGGUGAUGACUCUCCGUGCUGAUAUUCUGACGAGUCCUCUGUUGAUACUGCCUCUGUAUCAAGCUUCACUUAUAUGGAGGCAAAUAAACGGCCAAGAAUGUUUGGCCCCUGAAGUUUAGAGUCCCACACCUAACAUACACAUCCUAGAGUAAGGGUGUAGGUUGCUUGUGAAAAUGUUAUGUCAAAAUAUAGGUGUUGGAAGAAAGUUUGUGUGCGCCAUUGAUAUAGAUAUAAUGACAAAGCAGAAGUUCGCAAGUGAUAAAACGUCGUUUUUCUU
Molecule: messenger RNA, 2446 nt
Organism: Closterium sp. NIES-67
Lineage: Eukaryota; Viridiplantae; Streptophyta; Zygnematophyceae; Desmidiales; Closteriaceae
Source: the annotation of a GenBank genome assembly